Molecule: messenger RNA, 1992 nt
Organism: Strongyloides ratti
Lineage: Eukaryota; Metazoa; Nematoda; Chromadorea; Rhabditida; Strongyloididae
Product: AMP deaminase 2
Exons: 2
Coding region: 1-1992 (663 amino acids)
Biological process (GO): AMP metabolic process; IMP salvage
Cellular component (GO): cytosol
Molecular function (GO): AMP deaminase activity
Source: RefSeq, a predicted model, not a curated record
AUGUCAUUUGCAUUGGAAAAAAAUAGUGAUGUAUUAUUAUUUGCUAAUUCAAAUGAAAGGGAUACUUCAUCAGAUAGAAAUAAAAGAAUAAGUAAUAUUGUCAUUGAAAGUUUUUCAAAUGGUGCUAAUCAAAUGAGUAAUGAAUGUGGAGCUGAUAAGCAACUUGUUGAAGCAAUACUACUUCGUUAUGAAUAUAUGGAAAGAAGUGGAAAUUUUUUUCCUCAAACAACAAAAUCAUUUAUUGAAAAAAAAUUUGAAUUUGAAUUACAAAAAUGUUAUAAACCAAAAAUUGACAUGAAUACAUCAUAUAAUUAUCCAGAAACACCACAAGAUCAUUGGAUGCUUAAUACUCCAUUACCUAAGUAUGACAAAAUAUUUACUUUAACUAGAGAAGAUGGUGUCUAUAGAAUACGCGACAAAUCUGGUGAAUAUAUUAAAGAACUUGAUGCUUAUUUUUUAUCAAAAAAUAAAUAUUUAAAAGAUUAUGAAAAAAUGGUUGGUAUAGUUUCUGAUGGUCCAUUAAAAUCAUUUUGUUAUAGAAGGUUAAGUUAUUUACAGAACAAAUUUCAACUUUAUCUAUUACGCAAUGAACAAAGAGAGUUACAUGAACAAAAAAGUAUAAGGCAUAGGGAUUUUUAUAACGUUAGAAAAGUUGACACACAUAUUCAUGCAGCUAGUAGUAUGAAUCAAAAACAUUUAUUAAGGUUUAUUAAAAGAAAAAUGAAAACAGAAAAUGAUACAGUUGUAUUAGAAAAAGAUGGUAAAAAAAUUACUAUGGGAGAAAUGUUUAAAGGUUUAAAUAUAGAACCAUAUGAUUUAAAUGUUGAUAUUCUUGAUGUUCAUGCAUAUAAAAAUGCUUUUCAUAGAUUGGAUAAAUUUAAUCAUAAAUAUAAUCCUAUUGGUGAAAGUACAUUAAGGCAAAUAUUUAUGAACAUUGAUAAUUAUGUUGAAGGGAAAUAUUUUGCAGAAGUUUUAAAAGAGGUAUUUAAAGAAUUGGAAGAAUCAAAAUAUCAACAUAUUGAACCAAGAUUAAGUAUAUAUGGACAUAAAAAAAAUGAAUGGAGUAAAUUAGCUAAAUGGGCUAUAAAACAUGAUGUUUGGUCAACUAACUCUAAAUUCCUUAUUCAAAUACCACGUCUUUAUGAUAUUUAUAAAGAAAAAAAAUAUAUUUCUAAUUUUGAUCAAUUAUUAGAUAAUAUAUUUACACCAUUAUUUGAAGUUACAAAUGAUCCAAGUUCUGAUCCAGAUUUAUUUAGAUUUCUUUUGCAAAUAACAGGAAUUGAUUCUGUUGAUGAUGAAAGUAAACAUGAAUAUAUACAAUUUGAUAAAUUUACUCCUAAUCCAAAAGAUUACACUGAUGCUGAAAAUCCAUCAUAUACCUAUUACAUGUAUUAUUUAUAUUCAAAUAUUGCAAUGUUAAAUGCUUUUAGAAGGUUAAGAAAUCUUAAUGUAUUAUCAUUUAGGUUACAUUCUGGUGAAGCUGGUCAUCCACAUCAUUUAAUUGAUAGUUUUUUAACAGCUGAAUCAAUAUGCCAUGGAAUACUUUUAAGAAAAUUACCAGUUAUUCAAUAUUUAUUUUAUUUAACAAAAAUUGGAAUAUCAAUGUCACCGUUAUCUAAUAAUUCACUUUUAAUACCAUACCAUCGUAAUCCAUUACCUGAAUUUUUGAUGAAAGGAUUAAAUGUAUCUUUAUCAACAGAUGAUCCAUUACAAUUUCACUUAACAAAGGAAGCUUUAAUGGAAGAAUAUUCAAUUGCAGUACAAGUAUGGAAACUUUCUCCAACAGAUAUGUGUGAAUUGGCAUUAAAUAGUGUACGACAAUCAGGCUUUGAAGAUAAAAUUAAAUAUUAUUGGUUGGGACCAAAUUUCAAAAAUGAAGGAGCAUUAGGAAAUGACAUUUCAAGGACUAAUGUACCAGAUAUACGUAUAAGUUUUCGUUAUGAAGCUUUAGUUGAUGAGUUAGCGCAAAUUUUUAAAAAUGUCAAAAGAUAA